AUGUAUCUAAGCACUAUAAAAGCUCGACGUUUUAAGCCCUUAGCACAUUCGAUAACUACCUUCAUCGACUUCAACAAAACAACCCCUACCACCAAAAUGUUCAAACUGUUCGUUCUCUGUGCUUUCUUGGCUGUUGCCUCAGCUGCCCCUGGUCUUGUGGGUCCCGCUAUCGCGUCUCCUUGGGGACACGGAGCCUGGGGUCAAGGAGCCUGGGGAGGUGGUCUGAUCGCCGCUGCCCCUGCUGUCGUUAGCGCACCUCUUGUCAGCGCACCCAUUGUCAAACAAGCCGUUCCAGUUGCGACCUCAUACGCCAACACUGUCAGAAUUGCGUCCCCCGCAGUAGCGGUCGCCCACGCACCCGCUGUUGUUGCCGCCGCUCCUCUUGGUCACGGCUGGUAA
Danaus chrysippus (African queen) is the source of this 399-nucleotide messenger RNA. NCBI's taxonomy places the organism in Eukaryota, Metazoa, Arthropoda, Insecta, Lepidoptera, Nymphalidae. The record is from the annotation of a GenBank genome assembly.